UAACUCUCUGAUAUUAUUCUUUGCAAGAAAAUCUUGAAGAAACGAUUCCACAUCAUAGAAGAUAUGCAGAUUUACAAAGUCAGAUUGUAGUGAAAGGCUGCCAGUUAAAUUUGUUUGUUACUGAAAUACAUUUAUGUUAAGAAGAUUUUAAGAAUGGAUAAUAAUUUCAUCCAAUUAACAGCAGUAUCAACUGAUACAGGCCUGUCUGAACCUCAUCUACCGGUCACAUUUCAAACAGAUUCAAGCAGCAAGGAUGGGUUAUCAAUUGAUGAAUCAGGGAUGUUGUCCAAUGGAACUGUGUUUGUUGAAAGUCCAAGAGGGUUUUUACUGCCAUCAACUGAUGGAGAGGGGAAUAUUACCUAUAGUACAUUAACUGGUACAGUAGAUGAGGCUGGUAAUAGAUUGGUACAUCUACCAGUCCAGUUGUUUCUGCCUACUGGUGAAGAUGGUUUAGUAGAUAGUACAGACUAUGAUGUCAGUAAGAAGAUAUUAUGCAUACAGACUAUAGAUACCAAUACAGCCUCUACGGUCACACAGACUAAUAAUGCUAAUAUGCCAAAACGGAAAGGUGGAUGGCCGAAAGGUAAAAAGAGGAAGAAUACACCAGAAGUAAAGGCACCCAGAGCUCCACUUUCAGGUUAUGUUAUAUAUGCUAUGGAAAGAAGACAACAGAUCAAAGAAAUUAACCCUGAAUUACCAUUUGUGGAAGUUACUAAAAUAUUGGGUCAAGAAUGGUCCAGCAUGUCGACUGAUAAAAAACAGAAAUAUUUAGAUGAGGCUAGUGCAGACAAGCAGAGAUAUAUAGAUGAAUUAAAAGUUUUUCAACAAUCUGAACAGUAUAAAAAUUAUAUAAUGAAAAAACGAAAGUUAAAACAGAUAAAUGGUGGUGAUGUUAAUGAUAUUAUAGAGUGUAUUAGUGAUAACUAUAACCCUAUUAUAGAUGUAGAGGAUGACUCCGUAGGUGAGCUACAUUGUCGAGUUUGUAACCAAUAUUUUAGUUCAUUACAUAAUAAAAAAGAGCAUAUGUUUGGUCGACAACAUUUACAAGCUAUUACAGGUGAUUUAGAAAAAGAAUUGGCAAAUGAACAGGCACAACAACAAUUACAACAACAUCAAAAUUCAAUAGAAAGGUUAACAACAACUACAACAGUGACUUCAAGUUUACCUGGUGAUACUAUAUCAAUAUCUCCUCUGACCUCCUCCCCACACUCCUCAUUUGACUCACAACAUGUAGCUGAUCCUUUAGAUAUGCAGUCUUUUAUUGAAAAUUUCCUUCAAAAAAACUCAGAAAGAGAACAAGAAAUCAAAUGUCUGCGAAGAAAUGUUCAAAAGGCUCAAGAAAAACACUUAUCAAUGUUAAAAGAAAUUCAGGAGCUUCAGGAUUAUCAAGAGAAAUCCACUACAGAUUUAAAAAAUAUGGUUAAUUAUUCUGGUUCUGUAUCAGCCCAAAUAGACGGACUGAAAAUGGUGCCAACCUUAUUUGGAGUGAUCAAUUUUUGAUGGAGAUGAGACAAUUAGGAAUUGAUUAUUUAUUUAUUAUUUUUACAAUAUAUACAAAAUAUAUAGAGAUACAUUUUUAAUCUGCUGAAGUUGAAAGUUGUGUGUGUUGACAUUUAUAAACAAAUUAAUGUUGCUCCUAGUCAAAUAUUGGAUUUAUCUCCCUUUUCCUAACGUUCUGAUGAGAAUUGUUGUUCUUUAACCCUCCUUUAUCGCGAUAAGUUAAUAAAUUACUAAUAGAGGGAAAGUUAAUACUUUAGUAAGUAAAACAUAUAACAAUAACCAAAUAUUUAAAGAAGCUGACGAUAUACUAUUCCUGACAUUUAUUAAUGUUUUACAUGCUCAUACAUGCUUGUAUGAGAAUGUGAAACGUUGAGUUAAUAAAUGUCAGAAAUAGUAUAUUGCUAUAUGUAUUACAAACAGUACCAAAUGUUUCUUAAUUACAUUUAAGUUGGAAAGUAAAUAUUUGACUUUUUAAGCAAUUUAAAGUUUUUUGUGUGAGAUUUUUUUCUGGAUAGACUCUUAAGUCAAGGUUUAAUCGACUAAGACGAAAAAACAUUUUUCCCUUUUAACAGAUGUAUUUCAAAUCUCAUCAUGUAUUUUGUGUUUAUAUUAUUGUUACUGUAUAAAUUGUUAAUGAUACCCUUAUUUAUAUAUUUCUUAACUUAAAUUAAUAAAAUAUAUAAGCUUAUCUUAUAUCUUGUCUAAGCUGAUAAUGACUGGUGGCUUGCCAUGCACUUUUAUUACAUAGCAGAUAAAGAGUUCUAAAUUCUUCAAAUAACCAAUUUACUGCCAUUUUAGUAUACUAUAAAUAAGGUUCAUUUAUGACAUUAUUUUCAUGAUUAAAUUCAUUCAAGAAAAUACAAUAUUGUCACUAGCAACAGAUUUUCUUUAUGAAAGAUUGUCAGUUUGUUUCGACAACAUUUUUU
Lottia gigantea (owl limpet) is the source of this 2426-nucleotide messenger RNA. RefSeq lists its product as hypothetical. NCBI's taxonomy places the organism in Eukaryota, Metazoa, Mollusca, Gastropoda, Lottiidae. Gene Ontology annotation, cellular component: nucleus. The coding region runs from base 154 to 1500 and encodes 448 amino acids. The transcript has 12 exons. The record is from RefSeq and is a predicted model, not a curated record. Gene Ontology annotation, biological process: regulation of gene expression.